Messenger RNA from Microtus ochrogaster (prairie vole), 1121 nucleotides. It is a transcript of the gene Ap4s1, whose product is annotated as adaptor related protein complex 4 subunit sigma 1. Lineage: Eukaryota; Metazoa; Chordata; Mammalia; Rodentia; Cricetidae. Gene Ontology annotation, biological process: protein transport. The record is from RefSeq and is a predicted model, not a curated record.
GGGGGCAGGACGCCACAUCGGAAGGGGGUGCCGGGGCCAGGAGGCGAGAAGCUCAGCCCAGGCCCUCUGUUCCUGUGCUCAACCUCAAGAGGACCAACAAGCACCAACUCGGGGCCCAGCGGACCCACACCAGCCUGGCGCUCGGAGGCGCUGGGCCCAAGCCCGGGCUCCGAUAGGCGCCGCCGGAGGAGCCCCGCAGACGCCAUGCUAAAAGCCAAAAUGGCUGCCCCGAGGAUGCCCGCAGCGCGCCGCCUGUGAGCAGGGAGCCGGCCGCUGCGGGAGCUGGGGAGGGGGCGCCGGGAAGGCAGUCGCCGCUCUCCAGCCGGAGCCUCUCAGGUUGUAGCCACAGGCAUCCCUUGCUGUUACUUUUAAUUUCUAUUUGUAAAGAAACUGAUCAAAGGGGGAAAAUGAUAAAGUUCUUCCUUAUGGUGAACAGACAGGGGCAGACCCGACUGUCUAAGUACUAUGAGCACGUGGAGAUUCAUAAGCGCACACUUCUGGAAACGGAGGUCAUCAAGAGUUGUCUGUCUCGAUCCAGCGAACAAUGCUCGUUCAUUGAAUAUAAGGAUUUUAAGCUGAUCUAUCGGCAAUAUGCAGCUCUCUUCAUCGUGGUUGGAGUCAAUGACACCGAGAAUGAGAUGGCCAUUUAUGAAUUCAUACACAAUUUCGUAGAAGUUUUAGACGAGUACUUCAGCCGAGUGAGUGAACUAGAUAUAAUGUUUAAUUUGGAUAAAGUCCACAUCAUUUUGGAUGAGAUGCUGCUGAACGGUUGCAUUGUGGAAACGAACAGAGCGAGAAUCCUUGCCCCUCUCCUGAUCCUUGACAAGAUGUCGGACAGCUGAGGACAAAUGCCAGGCAAGGCCGGAAUGGCAGGCAAGCCAAAGACGUCGUGAACCAUGCAGCCUUCCGAGAACUGUCGGUGGCUGUUCCCCAUGAUUCCUCAGGAGAAAACAAUUCUGUGUACAAAGAAACCUUUUCUCUAAACAGAGAGCCAAGGUUUCAAGUGGCAACUGUACGCAUGCUUUUCCUUCAGCGGGAGCAGCGGGGCCGUGGUGGGAGAAUGGAUGGCAGCUGUCCUUUAGCCAAUAAAUGUCAAACUGCCUGGCCUGCCUGACUUCUGA